AUUCAGAUCAUUUUCACCUCUUCUUUUGUGUAAUAUUCAGCAUCAAUAUGGAACUUUCAAACCAAUCAGGUAUUUCUGAAUUCUUUCUCAUUGGACUGACAUAUGCUCAAGAUGUUGAGUCAUUUAUUUUCACCUUGUUCCUGUCUAUGUAUCUUGUUACUGUCUUUGGAAACAUUCUCAUUAUACUGGCUGUAAGCUCCGACUACCACCUCCAUACUCCCAUGUACUUCUUCAUUGCCAAUCUGUCCUUUACUGACAUCUGUAUAAGCACAACGAUAAUCCCAAAGAUGCUAGUGAACAUUCAAGCACAGGAUCAAAGUAUCAGCUACAUGGGCUGCCUGUCCCAGGUGUGUUUUGUCUUGAUUUUUGGUGGCUUAGAAAGUUGUGUCCUUGCUGUGAUGGCCUAUGACCGCUACUUGGCCAUAUGCCAUCCCCUGAGGUACACAGUUAUCAUGAACCCUGUGCUCUGUGUGUUGCUGGUUCUUCUCUCACUGUUGAUAAGUACCAUGAAUGCACUACUGCAUAGUCUGAUGUUGCUAAAUCUAACCUUCUGCACAGACAAUAAUAUCUUCCAUUUCUUCUGUGAACUUGUUCAAGUCAUCAAACUUGCCUGCUCUGAUACUUUCAUCAAUACUCUCCUCAUAUAUACAGUUACUAGUGUAUUCGCUGGCAUUCCUCUUGCUGGAAUUAUUUUCUCCUAUAUUCAAAUUGUGUCUUCCAUUCUUAAGAUUUCAUCAGUCCAGGGACGGAAUAAAGCCUUUUCCACCUGUGGCUCUCAUCUCUCAGUAGUGUGCUUAUUCUAUGGGACAGCUUUUGCAGUGUAUAUGAGUUCUGCUGUUUCUGACUCUUCUGUUAAGAAUGUAGUCUUUUCUAUGAUGUAUAUUAUGGUUCCUCAAAUACUGAACCCUUUUAUAUACAGUUUGAGGAACAGAGAAAUGAAACAAGCCAUGAGACACCUUUUCUGUCGUCUUAUCAUCUCCAUAAGUUGAGUUUACAGAAACAGAAUGAGAGAAACACUGGUAAGCCAGAAUAACUAACUCCUCCAUCAUCAAUUCC
Peromyscus leucopus (white-footed mouse) is the source of this 1056-nucleotide messenger RNA. RefSeq names its product olfactory receptor 7G2-like. The record is from RefSeq and is a predicted model, not a curated record. The transcript has a single exon. Bases 48 to 989 code for a protein of 313 amino acids. Gene Ontology annotation, molecular function: olfactory receptor activity; G protein-coupled receptor activity. Gene Ontology annotation, cellular component: membrane. Lineage: Eukaryota; Metazoa; Chordata; Mammalia; Rodentia; Cricetidae. Gene Ontology annotation, biological process: G protein-coupled receptor signaling pathway.